UGAAAGCAACAUCACCUAACCUCAAUUUCACUGUUCAAACUCGGAACUUCAAGUCCCUCUCUCCCUGCCUCAAUCUCUUCUCUCUCUAACUUCGCAGAUUAGGGUUUCCUUUACGGCACAGUUUCUUUAUUUUCUGGGCCAAAAAUUUCCAACUUUCAGGUAAGGAGCUAAACAAAAUCUCUUGUGAUUUUAAUCUAUAUUUUAGUUUGUAAAAUCGGGUUGAAUUCACUAGAACGAAACAUAUCUGCAUAUUGUGGGAGAGAAAGUCAUGGAUGAGGGUGACGGAGGAGAUCGGAACGAAGCGAUCUCUGCCGUUGCUGACGAGGUUUUCUUAGGAGAAGAGGAUGACGACUACGAAGAUCUUUACAACGAUGUUAAUGUAGGUGAAGGGUUUCUUCAGUCUCUCCGCAGGAACGAAGAUGUGGGCUUUAGAAAUGGGGAAGCGGACAGGAAGAUCGAGUCGGCUGCUGAGUCUACGGGGAUUUUAAUCCCUGGGGUUCAGGGUGCCACUGAUGGUGGUGGUGGUGGUGGUGGUGUCGGCGUUGGAGAAAGUAAGUUUGAACAGGGUGUUGGUGCUUCGGGACCGGUAGGUGUUACUAGAGUUGCUGCUAGAUUAGAGGGCUAUCAGAAUUUAGGGUUUAGAGGCAAUGAGUUAGCUCCGAAAGGGUCGGCCCCUGUAUCGGCUGGUGGUGGUGGAAUGAGGAUUGAUUUGGGCCCUUCAUCCAGGAAAUUGGUUGAAACUGAAGGGCAGCAUGUUAAUAAUUCUAUGCCUUCUCAGGGAAUGACUCAACAAUCUCAGAUCGUAGGCUUUGGGAAUAUUGCCAAUGAGGGUUAUGUGAGGCAGGCAGGAGGGGCAGGGGCAGGGGCAGGGGCAGGGGCAGGGGCAGUGGGUGGAGUGGGUGGAAAUGCAAUUGCUAGUGGCGGGUCUGGGAGUGCCAGUGGUGGUGGCGGGACCAUUCUUUUUGUGGGUGAUCUGCAUUGGUGGACAACGGAUGCUGAGCUUGAGGCAGAGCUCAGCAAAUAUGGGGUUGUGAAGGAGGUAAAAUUUUUUGACGAAAAGGCGAGUGGGAAGUCGAAAGGGUAUUGCCAAGCUGAAUUCUAUGAUCCUGCUGCAGCAACAGCUUGCAAGGAAGGGAUGAAUGGGCAUGUCUUUAAUGGGAGGUCAUGCGUUGUGGCCUUUGCUUCACCAUACAGUGUUAGGAAAAUGGGAGAGGCCCAGGUGAACAAGAACCAACAGAUGACCCAGGCAUCUCUUCCUCCGGGGAGAAGGGGAGCAGGGGAUGUUGGAGGUAGAAGUGGUGGGAAUGCCAUUGCAACAGGUGGGAAUUAUCAAGGCGGAGAUGGGAGUAGAAAUCAUGGAAGGGGCAAUUGGGGAAGAGGUGGUGGCCAAGGAAUGGGGAAUAGGGGGCAAGUUGGACCAAUGCGAAACAGAAUUGGUGGAAUGGGUGGGAGGGGUAUAAUGGGCAAUGCUGGCAACGGAUUUGGGCAGGGGCUAGCAACAAACCAACCACUGUUGCAUCCCCAAACGAUGAUGAAUCAGGGCUUUGAUCCAGGUUAUGGAGCACACAUGGGGAGGAUGGGUGGUUAUGGAGGUUUCCCAGCUGCACCAACUGCUUCUUUUUCAGGGAUGAUGCCAUCAUUCCCUCCAGUCGGUGGCAUGGGUUUGCCUGGAGUGGCUCCUCAUGUUAAUCCUGCAUUUUUUGGGAGGGGCAUGCCAACAAAUGGAAUGGGGAUGAUGCCUACUACUGUUGUUGAGGGACAUGGAAUGGGAAUGUGGUCUGAUCCUAAUGCAGCUGGAUGGGCUGGUGAUGAGCAUGGUGGGAGGGCAGGAGAGUCUAGUUUUGGGGAUGAUGCUGCAUCAGACCAUCAAUAUGGAGAAGGAAGCCAUGAGAGAGGGGGGUGGCCUAAUGCAAUGAAGGAGAAAGAGAGGGCCUUUGAUCGGGACUAUGUAAUGAAGGAGAAAGAAAGGACAUUUGAGCGGGACUGGUCUGGAGCUUCUGACAGAAGGUAUCGAGAUGAUAGAGAACCAGGAUCAGAUAGAGAUUUACCAAGGGAUAAAGAUAUGGGUCAUGAUCAUGAUUGGUCAGAAAGAAGGCAUCGUGAGGAUAGAGAAACUGGUCGAGACCGGGAACGAGAUCGUGACCGGGAUCAUAAUAGAGAUGACAGAGACAGAUACUUGGAUCAUCACAGAUACAAGGACCGUGAAUCUGAACAUGAUGAUGAGUGGGACAGAGGAAGAUCUUCAAGGACCCACAGCAGGUCACAGCUAUCACAAGAGGAAGAUCAACGGUCAAGGUCAAGGGAUGCUGAAUAUGGGAAGAGACGGCGGUUACCCUCAGACUGACUAAAUGCUUUGAAUCUGUUCAGCUGGCUAAUGAAAUUCUGAAUUAUGUGGGAUCUUCAUGGUUAUUAAAAAUUUUAAGUACAUAAUUAUGUGGAGGUUUGUGGUCUGUUGAGAUUGCUGCCCUGUUGUACCAGUAUGGACUCCAUUACCUACGAUAUCUUGCUGAAGAAUAUUCUUGCAGAAGUAUGUUGAAAAUGUAACCUUGCUGUUGGGUUUAUUUGGGGAUGAAUGGACAAGUCUGGCUUUUAUGAAGGACCAAAGCUGCUUGACAAGUUGAACCUUUUGAUCAAAAAGGAAGAUGCUGUGCAGGAUUGAUCCGUUUGCUGUAUUAUGGAAUGUGUUGGAAGAAGAGGAACAACUGCAUGCCUGAAGUAAAGGUGUUAUCAGUUCAUGCGGUGGAGAGCAAUGGCAACCUUGUAACUUGGGUUUCAGUUUCCACUAUUGAAAGAAGUUGUGGGGGCCAGCUAUACAUCUUUUUUGUUAAAUCAGAAUGUAUACACCUAUGGGGAAUGUUAGGAUUUUUGGUCCAUCAUUGUAUUGUUAGGGGUUUUUUUUGUGCAUGAUUGUAUUAGGAUUUUUCAGGCCAUCAUUGUAAAUUCUGGAUGUAGUUCAUUUGCUGUUCCUUAUGUGUGAGCCUUUGUAUAUGGGGCUUGCCCCUUCCUAUCUCCAAUAUAAUUGUAUUCAUCAGUAGGAAAAGGAAGAUGGCUAGAAUGUUCUUGUAUCUUUCUUAUUUUAGCAUUUUGUAGUUCUUUUGCAGCUCCCUAUGUAUCGUUUCAACCUUUGUAUAUGGGCUUUGCCCCUUCCUACAUCUAAUACAAUCGUAUUGUUAAUAGAAAAAAAAAAAGAGGAGUAACUAUGAUUUGGCAUUCUGUCA
This is a messenger RNA of Macadamia integrifolia, 3218 nucleotides long. RefSeq lists its product as uncharacterized. The transcript has 2 exons. Gene Ontology annotation, biological process: mRNA alternative polyadenylation. Lineage: Eukaryota; Viridiplantae; Streptophyta; Magnoliopsida; Proteales; Proteaceae. Gene Ontology annotation, cellular component: mRNA cleavage and polyadenylation specificity factor complex. Gene Ontology annotation, molecular function: mRNA binding. The record is from RefSeq and is a predicted model, not a curated record. Bases 269 to 2344 code for a protein of 691 amino acids.